AAACUAUGCCAGCACUAAUGAGGGGCUCCUGCCGCCAGCUCUCAACCCCAACAAGGAAGGGAGGGCCUGGGAGUCUCCUGUGGGGACAACACAAGCCAGGGGCCAGGUAUAAAAGCCCUGCAUCCCCAAGCACCUCACACACACAGCUCAUACACUCACACACACUCAAACCCUCCUCCAGCCCCACCACCUCCACCAUGGCAGCCUCCACCCUGUCCGUCUGCUCCAGCGACCUGAGCUAUGACUGUCCAGAGAGCUGCUGCGAGCCCCCCUGCUGUGCUCCCAGCUGCUGUGCCCCAGCCCCCCGCCUGACCCUCCUCUGUGCCCCAGUGAGCUGUGAGUCCAGCCCCUGCUGCCAGCCCUCCUGCUGCACCUCCUCCCCCUACCAGCAGGCCUGCUGUGAGUCCGCCUCCCCCUGUUCUACCUCCUCAUGUUGCCAGCAGUCAAGCUGCCAGCCCUCCUGCUGCACCUCCUCCCCCUGCCAGCAGGCCUGCUGUGAGCCCGUCUGCUGUACCCCUGUUUGCUGCAGGCCCGUCUGCUGCAGGCCUGUCUGCUGCAGGCCCGUGUGCUGUGAGGCCUCCCCCUGCUCAGCCCCCUCAUCCUGCUGCAGACCCUCCACCUCUGUGUCCCUCCUCUGCCGCCCCGUGUGCCGCCCUGCAUGCUGUGUACCCAAGUCCUCCUGCCAGCCCAGCUGCUGCCGCCCGGCCUCCUCCGUGUCCCUCCUCUGCAGGCCCACAUGCUCCCGCCCGGCCUGCUGCAUCCCAACCUCGGCCCCGGAGCCCUGCUGCUGACCUGGCAUGUCACCCCAGAGCCAGCCAAGCUCAGGUUACACCUAUGACUUGGUCCUCUGUCCUGACCUGGGCUGGGUGGUUGCCCUCACUCAGGACAGGGUCCCCGAUGUCUCCACUGUCCUGACUGGCUGACCUCUCACGACUGCCCCAGGAACCCCGACCUCACAGCUCCCUGGGGCUUCUGCCUCCCAGGAGUCGCCUCCAGCUGUCUCUGGGUUACCUGCCCCCCUACCCCUCCAGAUCCUCUUGCUGGGUCACUUGGCCUGGACUUCCAACCAGUCAGCACCCCAUCAGGCACCUGGAUAAAUAAACUCACGUCAUCACCUGAUUGCUCCCUUCAUGUGAUCUCUGGUGGAGUGGAUGCAGGGGUGGAAGGAAGCACACGAUUGUGACCUGACACUAGUCUCCUCCAGCUGAGAGCAUUUCUGUCGGGAAGCGAGUGUGUUAGUCACUCAGUCAUGUCCGACUCUCUGAGACCCCAUAGACUGUAGCCCACCAGGUUCCUCUGUCCAUGGAAUUCUCCAGGCAAGAAUACUGGAGUGGGUUGCUAUUCCCUUCUCCAGGGGAGCUUCCUGACUCAGGGGUCGAACCUGGAUCUCCUGCAUUGCAGGCAGGUUCUUUACUGUCUGAGUUACUGGGGAAGCCCCGGCAGUAAGUGACUGAGACCCCAAAGGGCAUUGGCCUGACCUCUGUGGGCAGGGCCGCCAGGUGGGGCUCCUGCUUCUCCAGGAAGUCAGUGCCUGCUCAGGCCCUGGCCCGUGGCUGGUCCCCUGCAGACCUGUCAUGGUCUAGGGGUUUCUCAGGCUCUCUGGACUGUUCCUGCCCACUUGAAACAUAUGGGCCAACUGGCCCCUUGAGUCUUCUCCAUGCGGGUGGCCUAAGGACCCCAUGUAUCACAACCUGUAGGUGGCUGGGGUCACCCCUUUUGGUCCGCCAGUGGGUCUGCACUUUUAGCAGAAAUGUGGUGGGAGUGGGGAGGGCUGCUCCAACCGUGUGGGGUGAGAGGGCCUGGAUGACCUUCCCCCUCGACUGAUCCAGAGAGCUAACAAGAUCAGGACACAAGGAGGUUGAGAUGCUGGACUUGAGGAGGACAGCACAGGCCCACCUGGGAGGGGAAAGAAACUGAGUGGGUCUCACAGCUGCCCAGCUCACCCCCUCGAGAAUGUUUCCAGGACCCAGGCCAGAAACCCAGGUGGAGUGCCAUGGAUCCCUCAGUUUUAGAGCUGGUCUGCGAACUGGGGGCAGUGUGGGGCAGCUAGUGGCCGGGGUCAGGAUGCCAGAGAGAAGAGAGCUGUUCUGAGGAACUCCCCUGUCCACGGAGGGUCUCCCUCAAGUGUCCCCUGAGAAAUGAUAAGCAAACAGGUGUGAGGCUGAGCCUGGGAAAAUGCAUAAAGUUAGCUGGACUGAUUGGCAGAGAUGAGAGACAGCCUUAAAUGGACCUACCCCCACCAGCCUGUUGGAAACAUUCAUAAGUCUCAGGACAUGGGUUGGCUCUUCCGAAGGAUGUUGCCUCAACUCUGAGAGACAAUAGUAGGAAUGGAAGAGGAGAAAUUAGCACAGAUCCCCCCAGAUAUUAAAAGGAAAUGCAAUAAGCAAUUAAGGUGAUAUUGACUCAUUCUUUGAAGGCACAAAUAACCAAAAUUCACUUAAAAACACCCAGAUCUCCUCAAUUGUCCUGUAUCAACUUAACAUAUCUUGUUUUUUAGGGCAGUUUUAGGUUCAGAGCAAAACUGAGUGGGAGGUAUAGAGUUCCUAUAUAGUCACACCCUCACACAGGUGCAACCUACCCCACCGUCAGUAUCUUGUGAUUUGAUACAUUUGUUACAAAUGGGCUACAUUUGUUAUAAUGGAUAAACCUACACUGACAUGUUAAUAUCACCCAAAUUGCAUAGUUUACAUAGAGUUCACCCUUGCUGUUGCUAAGUUAUAUGUGUUUUGAUAAGUGUAUUAUAGCACAUGUGGAGCAUUAAGGAAUAGUUUCCCUGCCCUAAAAAUCCUCUGUGCUCCAUCCAUUCAUCUCUUCUUCCCUGCUAACCCUGGCAACCACUGAUCUUUUUACCGACUCCAUAGUUUUGUCUUUUCCAGAAUGUCAUAUCCUUGGAACCAUCAGGAGUGGAAACUUCUCAGAUUGGCUUCUUUCACUUAGGAAUGUGCACUUACGUUUCCUUCAUGUUCCUUCAUGCCUUGAUAGCCUUUUUCUAUUUUUUUUAUUGAGGGAAAAUA
Molecule: messenger RNA, 3014 nt
Organism: Bubalus bubalis (water buffalo)
Lineage: Eukaryota; Metazoa; Chordata; Mammalia; Artiodactyla; Bovidae
Product: keratin-associated protein 10-8-like
Exons: 2
Coding region: 6-791 (261 amino acids)
Cellular component (GO): keratin filament
Source: RefSeq, a predicted model, not a curated record